Messenger RNA from Pecten maximus, 783 nucleotides. RefSeq names its product monocarboxylate transporter 12-B-like. Gene Ontology annotation, molecular function: monocarboxylic acid transmembrane transporter activity. Gene Ontology annotation, biological process: transmembrane transport; monocarboxylic acid transport. The coding region runs from base 1 to 783 and encodes 260 amino acids. Lineage: Eukaryota; Metazoa; Mollusca; Bivalvia; Pectinida; Pectinidae. The transcript has 5 exons. The record is from RefSeq and is a predicted model, not a curated record.
AUGCCUGCCGACACACGAGAUGCUCGGGUUCCUGUAGACAGGGGCUGGGCCUGGAUGGUUCUUAUUGGUUCACUGCUUGUAUCCACGAUCACUGUGGGAACGGAGAAAUCGUAUGGAAUAUUCUUCAUAGAAUUCCUCCGGACGUUCAAAGGCACGGUGUUUAUGACAGUAAUGAUAAACACAAUUAUGACAACGGUUUACUGUUUUACAGCGGCAUCUUUACUAUUGAUUGGCUUCAAGCGACUCAGUGUCCGAGCGUCCGUCUUCUUGGGAAUAACACUUGGCGCUAUUGGGUAUGGUAUCAGCAGCUUUGCUACUGGACUGGAGUACCUCAUAGCGUCACAGAGUAUCCUUAUAGGGCUUGGCCAUGCGUUGCACAAUCCACCGAUAUUUAUGCUUCUUGGAGAAUACUUUGACAAGAAAAAAGGCCUAGCAAAUGCGGUCUAUAUAUCCGGUAACUCUCUUGGCGGCAUCAUCAUGCCUCCGCUGUAUCGGUAUAUAUUUGACCAAUAUGGAUUGCAUGGAGGUCUUAUACUCACGGCGGGGAUAACUUUGAACUCUUUAGUUGGUGCAGCGUUUCUUCGCCCGACCAAAUUCUACACUAAAUACGGUCAAAAGAAAACAUGUGGAAAUGGGGUUGCAGAGAAGGAAAACCCUAUCAAUCAAGACAAUUCACAAGAAAAAGAUUCAAAUGACUGCUUCGAAGGCACUGGCGAUUCCAAUACUCUAUACCCAUUAAUAUCGACACAAAGAGGAAAACAACAUGUCUGCAAGAGAGGGUAG